Entelurus aequoreus (snake pipefish) is the source of this 1762-nucleotide messenger RNA. RefSeq names its product keratin, type I cytoskeletal 18-like. Gene Ontology annotation, molecular function: structural molecule activity. The coding region runs from base 344 to 1762 and encodes 472 amino acids. The transcript is spliced from 8 exons. NCBI's taxonomy places the organism in Eukaryota, Metazoa, Chordata, Actinopteri, Syngnathiformes, Syngnathidae. The record is from RefSeq and is a predicted model, not a curated record.
ACGACUGGCUGCUGUAAUCUCUGCCUUUGGACAUUCUGAGGCGUGACGUAAGGAUGCAGAAAGACUUGGGAGGCUGCACAAGUGAGCAGUGAAGAUACCUCCAGUGCUCACCUGGAUUUUAAAGCGGGGGAGGACCGCCUGGCGCCUCCCUACGUCUCUGCUUGUUUCCAAUCUGAAGAGAAAAAGCAAAAGAGGGGACUAGAAAAACCAGAGUUUCAACCGUGAGGUUGGUCCAUGAGCCAAUAGUAUAAGUGGGGGUGGUCAAAGAGGGUAUAAAACUCACCUGGAUUCAUCCUACCUCCAAAUUGAGUGUUGAGUCUCAUAGUGCACUUGUUCCUUUAUAAUGCCUUUUAACACCGCUGCAAGCAUGUUCGGAGGUGCCGGUGGAAGAGGCUCCAGGGUGUCGGUCUCUAGCCUGGAGGGUUUGCGUAACGUGCUGCGUAAAGACAACAAUGUCGAGCAGGACUCCAGUGUGGCACUGUCUGCCGGUCCGUCCGCCGGUCAAGCCACAGGUUUGUCCGCUCCCAUGGACGACAAACAGACCCUGCGAGGCCUGAACGACCGUCUGUCCGGAUACCUGGGCAGGGUGAAGCAGCUGGAGAAGGAGAACCAGCAGUUGAAGGAUGAGAUUGAUGAGAUUUUGGUCAAAAGGAAAACACCAGAAGGUCGUGACUGGGAUGAGGUGGAGAAGCCGCUGAUCGAGCUCAAGAAUGAGAUCAAAGUCAUCACCAUGGAUAACGCCAAGCUGCUGCUCCAGAUUGACAACACCAAGCUGGCCAAUGUUGACUUUAUGAACAAGCUGAGUGACGAGACAAAGGUCCGCAAGGCCAUUGAAAACGAUCUGGAGGAGCUGAAGAAGAACAUUGAGGACACCAAGCAGAACAACAAGCAGACGCAGAAGGAAAUUGACCUGGUGAAAGAUGAGCUGGCCAUUCUUGAGGAGGACCACAAAAAUGCCGUAGAUCACCUGCGUGAAAGGAUCAAGACCUCUGAGGUGAACGUAGAGAUUGAAACUCCGAACUCCAAUUUGCCUGAGAUUGUCUACAAUAUCCGCAUGCAGUACGACAAACUAGCCGUGAAGAACCUGAAGGAGACGGAGGACUGGUACCAGAGGAAGUUUGAGAACAUCAAGGUUGAGGAGGUACAGAACACUGAAGAGCUGGAGUCAAGCAAGACGGAGCUCAAAGAUUUGCUCAGGCAGAAAAAAUAUCUGGAGAUCAAGGCUCAGGGUGGGCAGAGCACGAUCCACAAUCUGGAGGACAACCUGAGGUUCACCAAGAUGGAGAACAGUCAACGGCUGGCCCCUCAGAACCAGAUCAUCCUGGAUUUGGAGAAGCAGCUGAAGAAGGUGAGGGCGCACUUGGAGAACCAGAUGGAGAUGAACAAGGACCUGCUGUGUGUGAAGAUGCAGCUGGAGGCUGAAAUCAACAACUACCAACUGCUGAUGUCCGGUGAAGGGGACAGUUUGGAGUUUGCAAUAGAAGAUGCUCUGACGGACGACUGGCAGAAGCCUAAUGAAGAAGCACCCGGAGGUCAGGAAGAAGCCGAGAUGCAAAAAAAGGCUUCAGCUGAAAAAUCUACCUUUUUGAAAGACCCUCAAGUUCCAGCAGAAACCGUGACCGAACACCCCCAAAAACCUGUUAGAAAGAAAAGUCCCAAAACUAAGAAAAGCUCAUCUUCUUCCUCUUCUUCAUCCUCAUCCUCAUCCUCCUCCUCUGACUCUGAAGAGGAAAAAGCCAAGAAUGAAGAGGAAAAAGCUUGA